GGUUAGUAGGAACCGAACCACUAAUUCAAUUGGAAAGUCUAAUAACAUCUCUCCCAACUCCUUUCACAGUAUACAGUAGUGGACUUAGUUAUCAUAGAGGAGAAGUUACAGAGGGGGAUCCAGAUCGAGAUCAGAGAUGGAUUUUGGUUUUAAGGAAAUUGAUUUUCUAGCAUGCUGUGGUAGCACCCAAUUUUCUAAAGAGAUGUUUUCAGCAUCUCCUUUCCCCUCUUUGGAAAGUACUAUUGAAACUGCCAGAAACAUCUGGUUCAAUAAGGUUGAUGUAAAUGGAUGGCUUGAAGCAUAUGCUGCACAUCCACAAAUAGGAGACACUUCCGGUAGAAAUCGGAAAACUGAAACCUCUGCACAGUGGAGUAAAGGAGAGCAAUCAACUGCUAUAUCAACUGCCACUGAUUCUAUGUUGCAGGAACUUCUUGACUGGAACCACCGGUACAGAGAAAAGUUCGGAUUUGUUUUCCUUAUAUGUGCUUCUGGUAGGAGUACUCCUGCAAUACUUGCUGAACUGAAGACACGUUAUACGAAUAGACCCAUAGUUGAAUUUGAGACUGCGGCGAAGGAGCAAAUGAAGAUAACUGAGUUACGUCUUGCUAAACUUUAUGCAGCUAAAGUCGAUGUUACCUCUGCAAGCAUUAGCCAAAACCCGAUCAACCUUAAGACAAAAGCUGAAGAUCGAGUUAGUAUUAUUGGAGCUCAUAUUACUGCUGGGUCUGAAGGCCGUGUCAGUAAAUCGCAUCAAGUUUCAGUUAGGAACAAACCACCAAUUACAACUCAUGUCUUAGAUGUCUCUCGAGGGUCUCCAGCUGCCGGCAUUGAGGUACAUUUACAGAAAUGGAAUGGUGAGAAACCACGCCCUAUGUUUGAUGAAUUGGACUCCAAUGGCUGGGUGGUUCAAGGGUCUUCGAUCACAGACACGGAUGGCCGAAGUGGGCACCUAAUGAACGUUGUUAACAAUGUGGAUCCUGGGAUUUAUAGAAUUAGUUUUAAUACCGGGAAGUAUGUCUCUGCUGGUUUUUUCCCAUAUGUGUCUAUAGUAUUUGAGAUCAAAGAGAAUCAGAAGUCUCAACAUUUUCAUGUCCCUUUACUGCUUUCACCGUUUUCCUUCACAACAUAUCGUGGAAGCUAGAAAUAUCUGUAGCUGUAUCCCGUUAAACAAUGUAUUUGAGAUAAAUGCUAGGGAACUAUUUGAUUUAUGGUUUCACUGAAGAAAAUCUUUGUGCCUGUUAUUAAACAAGGGACCACUCGAU
Papaver somniferum (opium poppy) is the source of this 1262-nucleotide messenger RNA. Its product is annotated as uric acid degradation bifunctional protein TTL-like. NCBI's taxonomy places the organism in Eukaryota, Viridiplantae, Streptophyta, Magnoliopsida, Ranunculales, Papaveraceae. The transcript is spliced from 6 exons. Gene Ontology annotation, biological process: purine nucleobase metabolic process. The record is from RefSeq and is a predicted model, not a curated record. Gene Ontology annotation, molecular function: hydroxyisourate hydrolase activity; carboxy-lyase activity. The coding region runs from base 137 to 1141 and encodes 334 amino acids.